AUGCUUGAACUUGGUGUCGUUGUUGUUCCCAGUGCAUUUAUAGCUUUAUUACUUUGCUACGAUAUGUCUCAUCAACGAUCGAGGCUUUAUUUUACCGUUUCAUUUAUCGUCUAUAUCAUCGCUUUGAUUGUGACAAUUCUUAUUCUUCAAAUCUUUAAACAUGCUCAGCCAGCACUACUCUAUACUGUACCAUUAUGUUUAAUCUUUCCAUUAUUGACUGCAUGGAUUCGUAAAGAUUGGACAACGAUAUUCGCUUAUGAAGAUCAUGCUAGUGAUAAGAAGCGUGCAUAG
This is a messenger RNA of Adineta ricciae, 291 nucleotides long. The record is from the annotation of a GenBank genome assembly. Lineage: Eukaryota; Metazoa; Rotifera; Eurotatoria; Adinetida; Adinetidae.